Molecule: messenger RNA, 6379 nt
Organism: Melanaphis sacchari
Lineage: Eukaryota; Metazoa; Arthropoda; Insecta; Hemiptera; Aphididae
Product: NFX1-type zinc finger-containing protein 1-like
Exons: 15
Coding region: 124-6279 (2051 amino acids)
Biological process (GO): regulatory ncRNA-mediated heterochromatin formation
Cellular component (GO): nucleus; nuclear RNA-directed RNA polymerase complex
Molecular function (GO): zinc ion binding; helicase activity
Source: RefSeq, a predicted model, not a curated record
UUUUAAAUGGACUUAUGAUAACUUCAUCAGCAGUACAUUUAAUUAACCUGAGUUUUAUCUUACUAAUAUGUUGCACAGGAUACCAUUACAAGCAUAUGACUAGCCAUAGACUGGAGAAAAAUCAUGUCCAAUAAAAACCACACAGACCAAAAUAACAAAAAUCAAAAGUUUCAUCCUAGAAAAUCUAGAACAAAUCCAUCUGUAAAUGCAGAAAGCAUCCAAUUUGAUUCUAAGUUGCCUAAACAACAGAAUGAACAAUCACGUCCAAGUGGUUCCAGUACAAAAGAAGAACAAAAGAAAAAAACACAGAAUUCAGAUAAUAGGCAAGAAAAUUGGAUAAAAAACCAAAAUUUGGAAAAUAGACAAUCACAAUGGAAAUUUAAACAAAUUUCAGAAAACAGACAAGAAAGAGAAGGACAAAAAAAAAUUGAGCAAAAACAAAACUUGAAUAAUGAAAAAAAAUAUAAAAAUAAGUAUACUUUUGGAUUCAUACGCCUUAGAGAAUUAUGUGAUAAGGAUCCUUCUGAAAUUGUAUUUGUGAUGUCUAAUAAAGCUAAUGGAUUCAUGGAUUUAUUUAAACAAAAUAAAGAACCAGAUUGGAUAUUCUUGCUUAUGAAAGUUUCAGCUAAAAUUUGUUAUUCAGAAUUAAUGCAAAGCAAAAUUUCUUUACUGACAGAACUAUCAUGUAAUCAAUUUCUUAGUCAUAUAAAAAACUAUAUAUUGAGUACACCUACAGAAAAAAAUAUAAAUCGUUGUAACAAUAUGAAUACAUUUUAUGAAGAUUGUUUAAUAGUUUUUCAAUCCAUAAUUAUGUUAUUUCCAAAAACAGCAGAAGAAAAAUUAAAAGAGAUAUUAAUUAGUAGUAAUGUUGCUUUAACUGGUAUUAAAACGUAUAGUAGUCAUAUUAAAAUAAAUGAAACUAUAAUUGCUGGAAUGAAUGAGCUGUUACAAAAACUGAACGAAAUAAAAGUAGCAGAUGAAUUAAAAUUAAGAGAAAAAUGUAUAAUUGAUAAUAUAGCUCAAAUUAUACCACCUCCUGAAAAUUUUAGGGAACUCACAGUAUAUCCAACUGCAAAUGAUCUUGAAUGUGGUGAACCAUUUUUACGACCAAAUAUAUUAAAAGGAGCUUUUCAGAACGUAGAACACUAUUUAGAUGUUCAAUUUCGUCUUUUACGUGAGGAUUUUAUCGCUCCACUACGAGAAGGAAUACAAUUUUAUAAAAAAUCAAUAAAUGAUAAACAACAAUCUCAACAUCGUAAAAAAAUAAGCAAUAUUCGUAUUUAUCGUAAUGUUGAAUUUCAAAAAAAAGGUGAAUUUGUUCGUGAUAAAUAUGGUUAUUUGAUAAAUUUUGAUAAAAAGAAAACAUUAAAAAUAAACUGGGAUAUGACUAAACGUUUCAUGUAUGGUUCUUUAUUGCUAUUUUCUGUUGAUAAUUUUAAGACAUUUUUUUUGGGCACUGUUUUGGAUCGAAAGAUAACACUUUUGAAACAAGGAAAGUUAAUUGUGGAAUUAUUAGAAGAUGCAAAACCUUUAUUUAAUACACCUCUUACCGUGGUAGAGAGUGAGGUAUAUUUUGAACCAUAUAAAUGUUCAAUGGAAGCUCUCAAAAAUAUUUAUGAUCAUAAUUUUCCAAUGGAAAAAUAUAUAAUAUCAGCUGUUACAUUAAUUCAGUAUCCAUGUUACAUUGCCACAUUACCUCAACCAAUCUAUACAAUUGAUGAUAUAGAUAAUAUCCAUAUAGUAAAUAUGUAUCAAUGGCCUCCUAAAGAAUUACUACAACUUGAUGAAAUGCAAUAUAGAGCAUUUAGAGCAGCAAUAACUCAAGAAUUUACAGUUAUUCAAGGGCCACCUGGUACUGGAAAAACAUUUAUUGGAUUGAAAAUUAUGAAAACCAUUAUAAGUAAUUUAUAUAACAACCAAUGUCUUUCUAAACCAAUUUUAGUAGUGUGUUACACUAAUCAUGCAUUAGAUCAAUUCAUCGAAGGUAUUUUAAGUUUCACAAACAAAGUUAUAAGAAUUGGUGGUCAAUCUAAGUCCAAAAUACUAGAAGAAUACAGUUUAAGGAAUAUUACUCGUAAAUAUAAAAGAUCCUAUACUACUAAUAGAGGUUUAAGAAAUGUUCAAGAACAAGUUAGAAAAAUUAUGAAUAAUAUAAACUAUUUUAAGACGAUUAGUGAAGUUGUAUCAUACAAUGCUGGAAUAUUAGAUAUAUCGUUACUGAAAAAUGGUAUGCCUAAAAAAUAUCAUCGGUUUUUUACAACUGCUAUAAAUCUUCUUUCUUGGUUAUUUCAAGAUUCUGAUUACUUUGAUGUAGAUCCAAUAGAGUUUAUUAGUAAAACUAGCCAUGAAUUAAUCAAUAAAGUCUAUCAUUCCGAAAAAUUGUUGAAAAUCGAUGUAGAAGUAAAUGAAAGUGAUGAUGAAGAUGAGCGAUAUGAACCUGAUAAUUUUGAACUAGAACAUUAUUAUAAAGAUGUUGUUAUUUAUAGUAUAACUUUAGAUGACAUAAAGCAAGCUUGCAAGGAAUUUUUCGAGGAGAAUAUUCGUUUAGAGAAUCUAUCAAAUGUGGAUAUAGAUCGCUAUAAUGAAUUUGAAGAAGCCAAAUUUAAUUUUGAUAUAAUGGAAAAGAUACAUGAUUAUUUUGAAAAUAAGAUGAAUUUAAUUGAUGUUUAUUCUGAAUUACCAGAAUCAAUUGAAGAUUUAAAUUCAUUAAAUAUGAAUCAAAGAUGGUCUUUAUAUUUUUGUUGGGUACGAGAAACAAAAGAAAUGAUUGAUCCAAAAAUAAUGAGUUAUGAAGAAAAGUAUUCUCAAGUUUAUAAGCAAUACUCUGAAUUAAGGGAGUUGGAAAAUAUAGAGCUAUUUAAUAAGAUGCAUGUAAUAGCAAUAACUACUACUGGUGCAGCUAAGCAUAGAAUAAUGCUAGAAGGUCUAGAGUCGCCAAUAGUUGUCGUUGAAGAAGCUGCUGAAGUUUUGGAGGCACAUUUAGUUUCAUCAUUAACAAGACAUUGUCAACAUCUAAUAUUGAUAGGCGACCAUAAACAAUUACGUCCUAAUAAUGCAGUUUACAAAUUGGCUAAAAAUUUUAAUUUCAAUAUUUCAUUGUUUGAACGUAUGGUCAAUAAUGAAAUACCUUGUUAUACAUUGAAUGAACAACAUAGAAUGCGUCCUGAGAUAGCAUCCCUAAUAACUCCAUCAAUCUACAAUGAAUUGAAAAAUCAUAUUUCUGUUUAUAAUAGAGAACAUAUUCGUGGUGUAACCAAAAAUAUGUUUUUCCUAAACCAUAAUAUAUAUGAAAAAGAGGUUGAAGAAAAUUCAAGCAAGAGUAAUGAUCAUGAAGCUAGAUUUUUAAUUAUGUUUGCCAGAUAUUUAAUUUUACAAGGGUACAAAACUGAUCAAGUAACAAUAUUAACAACUUACAGUGGUCAAUUAUUCUUAAUUCGUUCAUUACGAAAAAAUCAUCCAAUAUUGGAGGGCAUAAAAAUAACAGUUGUCGAUAAAUAUCAGGGCGAGGAAAAUGAUAUUAUACUGUUAUCACUAGUUAGAAGUAAUGAACAGGGAAAUGUAGGAUUUUUGAAAAAUGAAAACAGAUUAUGUGUUGCAUUGUCAAGAGCGAAAUAUGGACUUUACAUAAUGGGUAACAUGGACAUUUUGUACAAUUCUGGUGAUUUUUGGAAAAAAAUAAUAGCAACAUUAGUAAAUCAAGAUUCAUUUGGUAAUGAAUUGACUUUAGAAUGUGUCAUACAUUCUGGUAUUAUAACAAAAGUUUCAAAGAGUGAAGAUUUCAAUAUAGUCAUGGAAGGCGGUUGUUCCAUGAUGUGUAAAACAUUGUUGUUAUGUGGUCAUUAUUGUGCAAGUGUAUGUCAUUCUUAUGACCGUGACCACGUGGAAAUGAAAUGCAUGGAGUCAUGUAACAAGUCUUGCGAUUAUAAUCAUCCAUGUACAAAAAUAUGUUAUAUGGAUUGUGGACAGUGCUCCGUACUCAUGAUGAAAAAUUUACCAUGUGGUCAUCACAUAGAAUUACCAUGCUUUGUUGAUAUUGAUACUUAUCCGUGUGAAGAAAUGAUGGAAAUUAUCCUAGAAAAAUGUGGUCAUAAAGUUAUGAAAAAAUGUCAUGAAAAAAAUCCAAAUUGUUCAGUUAAAUGUUAUAUUCGUUUGGAUUGUGGUCAUGCUUGUGAGCGCAAUUGUCAUAAGAAUGAUGAUCCAGACCACGAGAAGUACAAUUGCUUAAAACCUUGUGAAAAUAUUAAUAAAAAAUGCUCUUUAAAUCAUAAAUGUCAAAAGAUGUGUUAUGAAGAUUGUGCAUUAUGUACUGUUAAAGUUAAAAAAACUCUGCCUUGUGGACACAUAAAAAAUAAUGUUCCUUGUGGCUUAAAAUGUAGUGAGAUUAAAUGUAAUCUUCCAUGUACUCGUUCUUUAAAAUGUGAUCAUAAGUGUCUAGCUAAAUGCUAUGAGCCGUGCAAACCUUGUGAACACUUAGUACAAAAAGUGAUACCAGACUGUGGACACUCAAUUACAAUUAAAUGUAAAACAUUACCAGAACGUAAGCAUUGCACUAAGAAAUGUGAUCGAAUUUUAAAAUGUGAGCAUUUAUGUAAGAAUUUAUGCGCAAAAAAAUGUACACAUAAAGAAUGUAAGGAAAUAAUAUUGCAAAAGAUUAGUAAACUUGCUUGUGGUCAUAAUAAAGUUUGGGUCUUUUGUUGCGACAAAGAUAAAGAAUUUAGAUUAGAUAGCCAAUAUCUACUUGAUAAAUGCCGUGAACCAUGUCUACAAAAAUUAAAUUGUGGUGAUAUUUGUCAAGGCACAUGUGGAGAAUGUAAACAAGGCCGUUUACAUGUACCUUGUAGUGAAGUUUGCAAUAAGAUAAAUCCGUGUAAUCAUACAUGUGAAUUUCCCUGUAAGGAACAAUGUCCACCUUGCAAUAAAAAAUGCAUUUAUUCUUGUGUCCAUUCAAAAUGUCCUCGCUUGUGUGGUGACCAAUGUGCACCGUGCAUGGAAAAAUGUGAAUGGAAGUGUCCACAUUUGAAAUGCACUCAAAAAUGUAAUGAAAUAUGUAAUCGAGAACCUUGUUAUGAGCCUUGUACAUCAAAAUUAAAAUGUGGACAUGAAUGUAUAGGUUUUUGUGGUGAACCUUGCCCUCCUCUUUGUCGCAUUUGUCAAAAAGAUGAAGUUAAUACAAUAGUUUUUGGUAAUGAAGAUGAACCAAAUGCAAGAUUUGUUUACUUAGAAGAUUGUAAACACUCCAUCGAAUCAGAAGCUUUAUCAAAAUGGAUGGACCAAAAAGAUAAAGAAAUAUGUUUGAAACUGUGUCCAUUAUGUAAAACUCCAAUUUUAAGAACCCAACGUUUUAUGAACCAAGUAAAAGUUGUAGUACAAGACAUUUCAAUAAUAAAACAAAAACAAUAUGGAGAACUAGAAUCUAUUAAAAAAGGUAAAAAAGAAAUAAUUCUAUCAUUAAAAUCCUUGGAUACAAAUUUUGUUUCAAAUUAUUUUGGUGAAAAAAAUAAUGAAUAUUAUAAUAUGAAACAUCUAUGGGAUACAUUUUGCAAACCUUUAUUAGCUUCUUUAAAGUUUGGAAAAAAGAAACAAUCAAACUUCAUUUUACCAGCAAAUGAUAUAGAAUCUUUAAAUUUUGUUGUUGAUUUGUUUAAAACUACUUCAAACUUUAAAAAAAGAAUUGAAAGCAUCAUUGAUGUCGAAAAGAAACAAACUAUCAUUAAUCAUUUUAAGUGGCUACUGAAAGUUGCUUUUACUUAUUCUAGACAGUUAUCUAAUCAACAGAAAUACGAUAUAAAUAUGGAGGUGGUAAGAGGUGCUAGAAUAUUACAUUUAUUUGAAAUAACGUCCUCUACAAAGUUUAAUAUGGCAUAUGCACAAGUGAUGCAAAAAUUUUGUUCAACUGAAAUGGAUAAUUUAGUAAAAAAUAUGGAAAUUCUGUUAAUGUCUUGUGAAGUUUACACUGUCGACAGAGACAAAGAAGUAGAAAUGAUAACUAAGUCAAUUGAUGAGAAAUUUGAUGGUCUGGAUAUUAUUACCGAAGAAGAGAGAAAGAUGAUACACAAUGCAAUGUCCACCAGUUUCCGAGAGGGUUUUAAAGGUCAGGGUCAUUGGUGUAAAUGUCCAAAUGGUCACAUUUAUGUUAUUACAGAAUGUGGAGGGCCAUUAGAGGAGGCUAUUUGUCCUGAAUGUAAAGUACAAAUUGGCGGGCAAAAUUACAGACAUGCCUCAGGUGUAACAGUAGCAUCAGAAAUGGAUGGUGCUAGUCAUCUCAUGUUUCAAACUUGAAUAUUAUAAUAACUUUACCCCUCCCUUAAUUCUCCUAUAAACUUCGAAAAUUACUAAAAAAUAGAGAUAGCACAUAAAAAAAAAUUAAUAUUCAAAUUAA